Molecule: messenger RNA, 870 nt
Organism: Grammomys surdaster
Lineage: Eukaryota; Metazoa; Chordata; Mammalia; Rodentia; Muridae
Gene: Cxcl11
Product: C-X-C motif chemokine ligand 11
Exons: 4
Coding region: 38-340 (100 amino acids)
Biological process (GO): neutrophil chemotaxis; cellular response to lipopolysaccharide; antimicrobial humoral immune response mediated by antimicrobial peptide
Cellular component (GO): extracellular region
Molecular function (GO): CXCR chemokine receptor binding; chemokine activity
Source: RefSeq, a predicted model, not a curated record
AUCAUCAAAGCUGAGGAGGAGAGCCUGCAGCGCUGAGAUGAACAGGAAGGGCACAGCCAUAGCCCUGGCUGUGAUCGUCUGGGCUGCAACCACUCAAGGCUUCGUUAUGUUCAAAGGGGGGCGCUGUCUUUGCAUCGGCCCCGGAGUGAAAGCAGUCAAAAUGGCAGCGAUCGAGAAAGCUUCCGUCAUUUACCCGAGUAACGGCUGUGACAAAGUUGAAGUGAUUGUUACCCUGAAGGCUCAUAAAGGACAAAGGUGCCUGGACCCCAGAUCCAAGCAAGCUCGCCUCAUAAUGCAGACAAUAGAAAAAAAGAAUUUUUUAAAGCGUCAGAACGUGUGACAUCCUGGAAAAAAAAGGGGAGGGGCGGACGAGCAUCCUGGGAGCUUCUGACUUUGAGCUCUUCCAACACGAACUCUGCGCCAGGAACCCAACCCUCUCCUGUCUUGGAAUAUGCAUCCAUAAAAGUUGCAGAACUUUCUAGGAGGUCUGAUACGUCUAAACUGUUCUGCUUGGUUAUGAAAAUAUUUAUCUCUAAGAGUCACGUGUUAUGUGUGUACACUCCGUGUUACCUUCUGUGGUUACAAUGGACGCAUUGUUACUGGAGUCCAGCCCAAUGCUGGAUUCAAAAGUAUUUAUGUGUGUAGGAAAACAUUCCUCAAAGAAUUUUUCAUGCAAAUAAACAUUCCUUUCCCGAAAUAUCACGAGGUGCACGAACAUCUAGGAAGACAUUUCCAUGUAUCAUCUUGUUUGUUCAUUUAAAUAGACUAUCAUUCAUGAGGUGCCCUGAAAACAUUUUCUGCCUUGUAGAAACUAUUAGGAAUACUACUGUUUCCUGAGUUAGUCACACUGGCUUCCCACUGAGGCGUGCU